AUGCUUAUAAGGGUUCAUCGUGAGAUCUAGUUAUUUUCAUUCUUGUGGUUGUAUAGCUUGGCCGUCGGAAAUGUCCUCGACUUUAGGUGCCCAGCGCCUUGUCGCGCCUCCAGCGCACGCCAGAUCUUCAAUCCAAUCUCCUUGCACUUUGCUGCCGCAUGCGCCAACGAGGCGUGGGACCCAGCUCCGUGCCUCGGCUCCUCAACAGCGGCGGAUACAACGGCGAGGCCAAGUGGUCGUCUGUAGUAGCGAUGUCGCAGUUCAGCAAGCUAGUACAUCGUCCACAGGCAAGGCAGUGCCCAAAUCGACUGUGUGGGAAAUUGACUUCUGCUCCCGUCCACUGCUGGAUGAGCGUGGAAAGAAGGUUUGGGAGCUCCUGAUUUGCGAUCCAGAGCGCAAAUUUGAAUACUCGGAGUAUUUUCCAAACAGCAAGAUCAAUAGCGCUGAGCUCAAGCGCGCCAUUGAGCGCAUCCUCGCCCAGGCCGGCGCCCAAAGACCUGAGAAAGCGCGGUUCUUCCGGAGCCAAAUGCAAACCAUCAUCACUAAGGCCCUGACGGACUGCCAGAUCAAGGCAGUGCCUAGCCGCCGCUGCUUCACUGUUAUGUCAUGGAUUAACGAACGGCUAGACUCGGUUUACAAAACCGACCCGCGUUACAGCGACAAGGCGCAGUCGCUCUUCCAGCUGGACCUGGGCCCACCUGAGGCGCUGCCUGACGCGCUUCGCGGAGAGCAAUGGGCGUUUGUGCAGCUGCCGCUAGGAACGCUUCUCCAGAUGCUGAGAAAGGUGGAGGAGGGUGAGAUUUUUGGCGGGACGUUUUCGCUGGGGACGGCAGGGCUGCAGGACCUGCCCAUGGAUAUCCUCAUUCCUGGCGUAGUGGUGUUCAGCAGGCGUGCUCUGCCCCUGGCAGCCUGGACGAAUGGCUUAGAAAUCGCGGCUGUCAAGGCCGACGUCCAGCGCUCUUGUCUUAUCCUUGAAACGGGGGUGAACCAACGGUGGAAGUAUGGCAGUUGGCGACCGAACGAAGACUCAAUCGGCGAGGCGGAGGGUUGGGAGAUCGCCAAGGAGGGCGUCAAGGGUCUGCAUUUCCUGGCUGUGCAGCCCGACCCAGACUCUGAGGAACUCAACGGACUUUGGUUGCUGCAAGACUGCGAGCCGCCCAGUAUCUAACGGGGAACAACCGGUGUCAUUCUAAAGAGCGAGCAGCGAAAAUAUGAGUGUCGUGAUAGUGACAAAGGCAUGAGACCCCGAUCAUCCUGGCGGGGAUUAGGGUUUAGGGAUUGGGUUGGGCGGUUGUCUUUUCCAUGAGGUUCAUAAGGUAGUUUCGUGGUCGUCUGUGCGCUACGGACGCUGCAACUGUGGGAAGCUGUCAGGGGCGCUGAUACGCCGUGGAAAAGCGCGAAUGGAGGAACGAGGGUGGCUAUGGGAUAUUAUGACAGUGACUGCGCAGUUUGGAUGUUCGUAUGUAUGCGCCUAGAUACAGAUGUUGGGUUGCGGUCAACCCUGGUGUGGAAUAUGCGGCAUGAGACCCGCGGCUGUUAAGUAGACACUGCUUUGGCAUUUUGUACAAUGAGAGUCAGCUCAGGUCUACUGCGAUGCAGCCGGGUGCGACAUGCCAUUUCCCUGCCAUGCGAAAGCUUUUCGGGUGCGAGAUUGGAGUUUCCUAUAUUAAAUGGACAGUUGCCCAUUUAACUUGCGUGGAGAGGGGAAAGUUAGCAUCAUGGUAGGCAAAUUUAAACUGAAACAGUCUACGGCUGUCGUCUGGAUGUUUCGUACGCAUAGGGUUACGGGCUGGACGCGUACGGUUGCAGUGAUGCGGACGCGCAGCAGCUGAUUAUGCGGUCAACUAUCAAUACGGAUUUGAGCUAACCAAUUUAAUCAAAGAGAUGUUGUACCGUGUGCACAGGAAGUGUGACAAGGGAUAAGUGCUAUGGAUUUUGGUGAUGGUUUUGAACAGCAACGUUGUCACGAAAUGUAAGAACCCGCGAAAAACUGUUCGGCGUUACGUUUAGCUGCUUUUCACACCGCAUCAGGCGCAUUCGGCAUGAAGACAGCCUUUUGUCCAGUUCCAUACGCCACCGCCAGAGAAAGCGCACCCACCGCCACUGUGCCCUUCCGGUAAAAUCCUCAAACACAAUUCCACAACCCAAAUUUGUCAACGAAAAAAGAAUGCAGGCCCAGAUCAUAUCCUAUUAAUGUAUCUGAGGCCACGGUUUAGCCUAUUGGGAGAAGCGCCAUGUAUCGCUCACAUCGUGCAUUUGUUACCUGGAUGAUGGGACCCGCCGCACUCUUCCAACCCACGGUACAACUCUGGAACAUGCAAGAGAAGAACGCAGGUGCUAAAAUACCAACAUGACAAAACGCACAUGACGCAAGGACAAGCUCCCGAGGAACAUCAGCAGGACCAUGAGCGCCAAAUAACAAUAGCCACUCGGCCCAGGAUGGUCCGGGGCUCCAGCCUGAGCGCGCGUCGUUGGAGUCUUUUGGCAUUCCAGAUCUUGUGGGUCGUGCCAUCCAAAACUUCAUGGAAAAAGACCAAAAAGAAAAGCGAGGCCAGCACUACAACGUAACCGUCGAUACACAACGUCGGAGCUAUAGCUAACAUUUCUAACCAUGCAGGCCAUCGGUCCCUAUUUAUAAAAGCAAGUCUUUGCAAGCCCCCAUCCGAGUGCAUCUGUCAGUAUAAUCCACACAGUACGUAUACCGGCAUGUCAUGUCUCCCACCAAACAAUAUCAAUCUUCCCCCACGCGAGUACAGCAAUCCAACAUUCCGAAGGCCACAUGCAACAUCUAGUGAUGUAAGGCGGGGCCAUAAUUAGCAUAAACCCGCAGAACAGCAGGCCGCGGCAUCAUGAUCUAAGACCCCUGCGCCGCUCACUUUUACACCCAAUUGGUACUGCCUCGUAUAUUUAUGGGCCUGACGUAAUUGUAGACCCCAAUGCGAGUCUCCUGAGCGCGCACCUGUGCGUUUUGAACGAAAACUAGACCUUCACAUAAGCCAUAAUGAACGUAAGAAAAUCGUGUAGCCUAUCCAUGUCUAACAAUAUCGGACUGCCAAGCCGGGUAAUUCCACGACUACCACUCAGAUAUCUAAGGCCUAAGCCUGCGUGGGUACGGCUGCCAUGGCUGCGGUGGCAGCUCCUGAGACGGCCGGCACCUCCACCAGGCCCUUGGCCUUCCGGUCUGCAGCCGACAGCUCGGUGUAUUUCUGGCGCUCUACCGCCGUCAUGCCGCGCCACAUCUCCCCAACCCUCUUCGUUAUGUCCACCGCGGACAGGCCAGGGUUGGCCGCCAGCACCACCGGGCGCUGCUCAGCAUAAAAGAACAUGAACGCAUUCCUGGGCCGGCGUGCGGCGCGCUCCGUCGCGAGUUUCUCGCGUGCCUGUUGCGCCUCCGCCUUAGCGGCCGC
Molecule: messenger RNA, 3407 nt
Organism: Volvox carteri f. nagariensis
Lineage: Eukaryota; Viridiplantae; Chlorophyta; Chlorophyceae; Chlamydomonadales; Volvocaceae
Exons: 6
Coding region: 71-1168 (365 amino acids)
Molecular function (GO): RNA binding
Source: RefSeq, a predicted model, not a curated record